AUGAGGCUAUCUAUUUCCAUUGGUGUAGUGCUGUUGUUGGUUGGCCAGGCAAUGUCAGCUGGUACCACAACAACUGCGCCGACUGUCGCAGCAGCUGCGGCCACAACGCCUACUACCACAACGCCAGCUGCUGCAUUGGCAGCCACCACUCCUACUACUACAACACCAGCAGUUGCUGAUACUACUACGGUUGCCACUACGCCAUUGACUACUGCGACUACUCCCUUGACAAGCGCAACUACCCAGUCGACCGCGGCCGCAACCACCAAAGCAAACGCUGUAACAACUGUUUCAAGCUCUUCAACGGGAGUCACUACACCAAUAGCAGCGACAACAUCGUCAACAAAGGCGUUGACGACUAUACCAUCCACAUCAACAACAGCAGCUGGAGUUGCAGCCGCAAAGACCACUGUCUCGGAAUCCACCAUUUCAGAUGAAGACUCCACGAGCCUGACGAGAGUAGUCUCAUCCACCAACUCUGAGGCUUUGACCUCCUCCUCCACAUCUGAGUCUACGGUUGUGUACGUGACAAUCACAACUAACGGAGGCUUGUUGACGUUGCCUUCUUUGUGGACUCAGCACUUUGUUUCUAUGUAUUCUACUGUGGAGACUCCUUCCAGGGGCUCGAUUGGACUAGGAACCAUUUCAGGAAAGGUGGGUACCGUUAGAGAGUACCAGAUGAAGACGAUUACCACAAAUGGAGCAGCAAAACCAGACUUUGUGUAUGGGGGUAUCGCUGGAGGGUUGCUUAUGCUAGCUGCAAUGUUGUAA
Molecule: messenger RNA, 771 nt
Organism: Kuraishia capsulata CBS 1993
Lineage: Eukaryota; Fungi; Ascomycota; Pichiomycetes; Pichiales; Pichiaceae
Exons: 1
Coding region: 1-771 (256 amino acids)
Biological process (GO): fungal-type cell wall organization
Source: RefSeq, a predicted model, not a curated record